Drosophila albomicans is the source of this 1378-nucleotide messenger RNA. Its product is annotated as reticulon-4-interacting protein 1 homolog, mitochondrial. The record is from RefSeq and is a predicted model, not a curated record. Gene Ontology annotation, molecular function: oxidoreductase activity. Gene Ontology annotation, cellular component: mitochondrion. Lineage: Eukaryota; Metazoa; Arthropoda; Insecta; Diptera; Drosophilidae. The transcript is spliced from 3 exons. Bases 103 to 1332 code for a protein of 409 amino acids.
UGCUAUCGAACCUUUACGUUGGGCAAGUUACUUUUGUAAACACGACAGCUGAUUUUUAUUUUCGGCACUGCAGUUUAAGUUAUUUAAUUAAAUUAAGUGAUAAUGCUGUCGUCUGGCACUCCGCUGAGGGUAGCGGCAACGCGUCUGGCAGCUCAGCUCAGCCGCAGCUAUGCCGCCGUAGCUGAAACGCAACAGGCGACGCCGCCUGCGCCCCCCUCGCCACCUAAACGUAACGUUAACAAAAUGGGAGGAUGGCAAUUUCAUAGCUAUGGCGAUAUUGAUGAACUGCAGUAUUCCGAUAAACUAAAGAUGCCCCAGAUACGCAGCUCCGACGAGUGCUUGGUGCGUGUUCGCAGCACAGCAGUCAAUCCCAUUGAUUUGGCCAUGUUGCGAGGUUACGGCGCCACUUUGUUAAACACAGUGCGUUGCAAACCCGGCGAUGCCAUCGAGUUUCCUUUGACACUGGGGCGCGAAUUUUGCGGUGAACUGGUUCAGAAGGGAAUGGGCGUGGCAGGCAAUGAACAACUGCAGCUGGGCAGCCGAGUGUGGGGCGUUGUGCCCAUCUCCAACACAGCCGGAGCUCAUGCUCAAUACGUCGUGGUGCCUCAAUCCUGUCUUGCUCCUGCUCCCAAGGAACUCGAUGAUAAUGAGGCUGCCAGCGUGCUUUAUGCCGGCUUAACCGCUUGGUCAGGUCUCUACAUAAGUGGCUUCCUUGGAGGGCCUUGUGGCGCCACGACUGCAGCUGGUGGAGGGGCAAACAAACGCGUGCUCGUCUUGGGCGGAUCAGGAGGCGUUGGUUCGUUGGCUGUUCAAAUGCUGCACGCUCAAGGCGUUCAGGUGCUGGCCACAUGCAGUGAGAAUGCCGUCGAAAUGGUUCGUUGCCUGGGAGCUGAUAUUGUGGUGGAUUACUCAAAUCCCGCCCAGAUGGAACAGCUUUCGACCUAUGCCCCAUAUGAUAUUGUGCUGGAUUGUGCGGGACAAGGUGGCCAGCAGGCGGCGGAACUUAAAUUCGACUUCAGACAGUAUAUCACCUUCUCGUCACCCAUGUUGGCCAACAUUGAUAAGCAGGGCAUCUGCUUGGGAGCCUUGCAAAACAUCUCCGAUCUGCUGCAGACAAAUGUGCGGACGGCAACGCAGCGAGGAGGAUUGGUCAAGUGGGGUUAUUUCUACCCAGCGGCACAUGGCAUUGAGUUCUUGCAACGCCUCGUUGAGCGGCGUAAGUUAAUGCCACAAAUCGACAGCAGCUUUAAUUUUGCGGAGCUGCCUAAGGCAUUCGAACGCAUGAAGCAGGGUCACUUGCGUGGGAAGGUCGUGGUGCAGCUGAAAGACUGAAUUACUUGUUGUUAAUUAAUAAAAAUUUAAUUGUUUAAAAGAAAAA